AUGGAUAUCAAUAAUACAAACCUGGAGCCAUCCUUAGAAAAACAAUUAAAAGGCCAUAGAAACAGUAUUACAGCAUUAUCAUAUAAUCCUAAUGAAAAACAGUUGGCUAGUAGUUCUUUGGAUAAUAGCGUCUUGCUAUGGGAUCUACGCGGUACUAUGAGAAGUUAUCGAUUCCAAGGACACGAUGAGGCUGUGAUGGACGUAACGUUUUCACCAUCAGGAAAAUAUAUGGCUACUGCAUCUCGAGACAAAACUGUGAGACUUUGGGUACCGACAGUGACUGGGAGCACCGGAAUGUUUAAAGCACAUUCGCAGACAGUUCGCUCUGUUCAAUUCAGUCCAGAUGGGACCAAAAUAAUAACAGCUUCAGAUGACAAAAUUGUUAAAUUAUGGUCUAGCGAGAAGCAUAAAUUCUUGGCUUCAUUUGUAGGACAUACAAACUGGGUUCGAAGAGCAUACAUGUCACAUGAUGGUUCUCUCAUAGCGUCCUGCUCUGAUGAUAAAACUACCAGGCUUUGGAAUCCUGGCAGUGGAGAGUGUAUACAUACAUAUAAAGACCAGAAAGGUCACGGGGUGCAUCUGGCAUGGCAUCCGUCCAGCUGCUAUGUUGCUGUUGGCACAUCACAUGGAAAUGUGAAACUCUAUGAUAUAAGAACACAUAAUCUGGUUCAGUAUUAUAGUAUACACAGUGAUGCAAUAACACAAUUGACAUUUCAUCCUAGUGGAAGUUACAUUUUGACUUCAAGUAAAGAUGGGAAAAUGAAGAUACUGGAUUUACUAGAAGGACAUCCAAUAUUUACUCUAAGCGGUCAUAGUGGUGCAGUCAACGCUGUUGCUUUUUCACCAAGUGGAAUAGGCUUUGCUUCUGCUGGUGAUGAUAAAUUAGGUGUGAAGAUUUGGUAUCAGUGCUAUCACAGUACUAUGUAUCCUGUGACUACUUUUGUGCAUGUCGACAAUGCACUGGAAGUAACCAGUGAUUCAAUAAGAAAUUAUCAUUUUCAAGAAAGUGCACCUAAUGCUAAUAGCACAAUGAUUGAGCCAAGGCAGCAGACUCAGGAUCACAGCUCUUCAAGGCCUACUUCUAAUCCAGUUGACAAUUCUGCAAGAACAUAUAAUAAUUCUAUUCCCUCAUUUAAUGGAGAGGAUCAGGCUGAAGAUCGUUAUUCAAAUAAUGUCGGACACAUCAGUCAUAUCCCUCGUACACCACCAAGUCCUGCUACUUACACAAUACCAUCUAUUAUAAAUAAAUCUGUGAGAAUAGAAAAAAACCAAGAAGAUAUAUUCGGAAUGAUAAAGCUUGGAAAUGAUGAUAUCUGUUAUACCAGUGGUACUAUAGAAUGGGUGGGACGCAAGAGAAGCUUUCCCAUUAACAGUGGCUUUAAAAUUAUCAGAAAAAAUCAAAGAGAUACCAAUGAGCCACUUACAAAGAAAACUAAGAGAUUGAAUAACACUUUUAUGAAUGGUAUAAGUAAAAUUAAAGAUUGUGACUGUGCUGAUGUACUCCCAACUGUGAAUGCCAUUGUUGAUCAUUUAAAUGCUCUUCAUGAGGCUGUGGAUCUUGUUGAUCUGAGGCUGAAUACUCUUGAAGAUGUUGUAACCAAUAGUGACUAGAGUUUAUUAUUUAUGUAAUUGAUUAUUAUUAUGUUAUGUUGUAAUAGAAAUGAGAAUAUUUAAAAAAUAAAAUAUUUAUUAAUAGAAAUACUGGCUCAAACAUUUUUUAAUAAUUAAUGAUAUAUUUAUAUGAUGUAAAGCUGCAUCAAAAUUAUCUUACAUGGAAAUGAUAUAUGAAACAUAAUUUAACAGUAAAAUAAACAUUUUUUAUCCAAAUAAAACAAUAGAUCACAAGGGCUAGCAGGUAACAAUUUUCUUUGACACAACAUUCUUUGAAUUUGCCCUCAACAGAACAAAACUUUUAUUGUACCCCAACAUAUGUUGUUUUCUUUCCUGUUUUCUUUAUCACUUCAAGUAGUUGAUCAGCAUUAAGUGUUGAAGUUACAGUUACUUUUUGUUCUGGUAGUGAGAUUGAGACAUUGUCUACUCCUUGGCCUUUUAAUCUGUUAAGCACCCUUUCAACAGCACCCGAACACCCUUCACAAGUCAUUUCUACAUUGAAUAUAUGAGUCUGCAACAAACAAAAAAUACUGUAAAUACACAUAAAGAUUAUUUUAAUUUCUCUUACAUUUUAAUAUUAAUCACAUUGGAACACUUUCUUUGAUCUUAAUCCUGUUUCUGUUUAUCUAGUUUUAUUAAUGCUCAAAAAGAAUAUUUUGAAUAAAAAAUGAGUCAAACUACA
Melitaea cinxia (Glanville fritillary) is the source of this 2293-nucleotide messenger RNA. RefSeq names its product POC1 centriolar protein homolog A (gene Poc1). NCBI's taxonomy places the organism in Eukaryota, Metazoa, Arthropoda, Insecta, Lepidoptera, Nymphalidae. Gene Ontology annotation, cellular component: ciliary basal body; centriole. The transcript has 6 exons. The record is from RefSeq and is a predicted model, not a curated record. Bases 1 to 1611 code for a protein of 536 amino acids. Gene Ontology annotation, molecular function: protein binding. Gene Ontology annotation, biological process: cilium assembly.